Tripterygium wilfordii is the source of this 2728-nucleotide messenger RNA. RefSeq names its product phosphatidylinositol/phosphatidylcholine transfer protein SFH9-like. The transcript is spliced from 15 exons. The record is from RefSeq and is a predicted model, not a curated record. Bases 430 to 2217 code for a protein of 595 amino acids. NCBI's taxonomy places the organism in Eukaryota, Viridiplantae, Streptophyta, Magnoliopsida, Celastrales, Celastraceae.
AAAAAAAAAACCACUUUGAGAAAGCCCAAGCGGCCGUUUCACGCUACGUCUCUUCAUCUUUUAAACGGCUUUUGACAAGGACAAGUUUCUCUCUUCUUCGUUACCUGAAAGCAAUCCCCAGCUGCGUCCCUCGCAGCCUGAACGACUGUAUUGUAAUUUAAUCUUUACUUUUUCAUUAUUUAAUUACAAAUACGAUUCCUUCGUAGCUCGAAAGCAACGACAUUUUCCUUCUGCGACCCUGUAUAACCUAAAAGAGCUGUUACAUUGCCUUUGAUAUCAUCAUUAUACUCGCGUGUAUGUAUAUAUAUAUAUAUAUACAUGGAAACCAUGUGUUUUCUGUGAAUAUGGUGAUCUGAACAGCAAAUGCGUGCGUGAAUGCGGUUUCUAUUAAGAUAUAAUCAAGAUUGAAAUCGCAUCCAUUUACCAGCAAUGCCUGGAGAGACAAUCGCAUCUCUGGAAAAUGAGAGAAGCUUUGAUAUUGAGACCUCUGAGGAUGACAAACGGAGAGCUCGGGGGAGAUCUCUGCGGAAAAAGGCAAUGAAUGCAUCCACAAGACUCACUCAUAGUCUUAAGAAGCGUGGCAAGCGCAUUGCUGAUUCUAAAUAUGCGGCAAUUUCAAUUGAAGAUGUAAGAGACGCAGAAGAGGAAAAAGGCGUGAAUGCUUUUCGCCAGGCAUUGAUGGCCAAAGAUUUGCUCCCAGCUCGCCAUGAUGAUUACCACACCAUGUUAAGAUUUCUCAAGGCAAGGAAGUUUGACCUUGAUAAGACAGUCCAGAUGUGGGCAGAAAUGCUUAACUGGAGAAAAGAGAAUGGAGUAGAUUCCAUCUUACAGGAUUUCAUAUAUGAAGAAUAUGAAGAAGUUCAACAUUAUUAUCCUCAUGGUCACCAUGGUGUAGACAAAGGAGGUCGACCUGUUUAUAUUGAAAGACUUGGAAAAAUUGAACCAAACAAGUUGAUGAGUGUCACCACAGUGGACAGGUUUUUAAAAUAUCACAUUCAAGGGUUUGAAAAGAUUUUUGCUGAAAGGUUCCCAGCCUGUUCUAUUGCUGCCAAGAGGCACAUAGAUUCUACUACUACAAUAUUGGAUGUACAUGGAUUGAAUUUGAUGAGCUUUGGCAAGGUUGCACAUGAUCUCGUCAUGCGCAUUCAGAAGAUAGACGGUGACAAUUACCCUGAGACAUUACAUCAGAUGCUAAUUGUUAAUGCUGGCAGUGGAUUCAAACUUCUGUGGAACACAGUCAAAGGCUUUCUUGAUCCAAAGACCACGGCGAAAAUUCAGGUUUUGGGCAGCAAAUGCCGCCAAAAAUUGCUGGAGGUUAUUGACUCGAGCCAACUGCCUGAUUUUCUUGGUGGAACUUGCUCGUGCCCAAAUGAUGGCGGGUGCCUCAGAUCUGACAAAGGACCAUGGAAGGACCAAGAGAUAAUGAAACUGCUGCACUCUGUAGAUGCAAUAUAUAUGAGGAAAAUGAGAAGUUUGUCCAAUGUUGAUGACCUAGAAAUCAAAUUUUAUCCCUCUAAGUUUUCAAAUAGUGAAAUAGCUUCUGCUGAUUCAGGACCAGAUGUGAGGAAGUAUUCUUCGGGCUUCUUGCAGUUAAAGCCAGCUAGUAACAAAGGGAUCAUGAAUGACCAUAUGUCUCUUAGCGGUCUGGUUGAAUCAGCUGAUGCCUCAAGAGUUGAAGAUACAAGUCUGACUAAUAAUUUAAUCAGUGAAGUUACCCAUGGAGGACCACGGACGUUCAUUUCUCAUGCGAUAUUUUCAUUUAUUCACUUCGUACUGAAAUUGGCGGCAUGUGUAUAUUUCGUACUCCCAUUGGUUAAGAGAUUGUUCAGGGUGCAACUUGCAAAUCAACAUUCAGAGAAUCAGUUGAACACCCCGUUGCUUGAUUCGAGUUCUCAAGAACAUGUAUCACGGGUGGUAGAAGAGGACACACUCCAUCCAUGUUGGCAGAGGUUGCAAAACUUAGAAACUAUGGUAACAGAAUUGGUUAACAAGCCCACAAAAAUUCCUCCAGAGAAAGAAGACAUGCUUCAUGAAUCAUUGAGUCGCAUCAAAUCUAUAGAACAAGACCUACAGAAGACAAAGAAUGCUCUUCUUGCAACCGCAUCAAAACAAAUUGAGCUUGCCCAAGCAUUGGAAAAUUUGAAAGAGAGUGGAUUAAUUCAGGGGACAAGCUCUUGUUGGCCAAGAAAUUACAGAUCUUUCGCCCCGGAAAGAUGAGUCCAAUCCUUUUAGGUCCAAAGGUUGCUUAAGUUGCUGUUCAACAUUGCUUAUUGACUUCUUAUUGGAUGUUGCCGCUGGAUGCGCAUUGCUUGGCAUGAUCGAGGUGGGUUGAUACUGAAUACUCUUUCAUUUGUUCCGCAAGGUGCAAGUUACACCAUUCUCUCCCUCUCCUAUCUAUGACAUCUUCUCAUUUCUUAUUUGUCUCCAUGGGUUUUUCCUAUAGGCAGUUGAAAGCAGUUCUGUACCCUGCGGAGAAAAGGGAGUGUGUAUAUACCCGGGUAUGGAACUUGAUCCGUCGCAGUAGGCACGGCAGGGAAUAGAAAGCAGUGACUUACAAUUUGUUUUUUUUAUCACGUAAAUAAUGCUACCUUUCCUAUUUUUCUUUUGCUUAUGAUCUUGAUGUCCCUUGUAUUCAAUAUGAAUUGAACCUAUCAGAAAGCAGAGAGCAUGAUUAGUUGCGCAAAGCUGAAUCGACGUGUUAUAUCAGUAUAUACUUCGUUUUUGGUUA